AAAAUUAUACCUGUCAUUAUUGACUCAUCGACAUGGAGGGCAUCAUCCUUGGUGUGCCUUCUUGUGUCCUCCGUGUAGCGACGAGAGAAGGAGGUGAUGCACUGCAUCGAUCAGAGUGCAUCGCCAUUGUCUCUCCCCGCAGCCUAAGGACAAAAGAAGGAUAACACGUCAAGAGGAAGCGCAGCCAGUCAUCCGCUCAGGCAUGACCAUGGUCAGGUCAGCUGUACAUCAGUUGUGUCAUCGAAUCGAGCGACCGUAGGUCAACGCAACACCCCAGCCUCGCAGCUCGAUGCGUCUGUCUGGGCCAGAUGCCCUCAUCUGCAGCUUGGCCAGCGCCUCUGGAUCGCCCUUAGCCGAUGGACCGACCAGAAGCGACACAGAAACACGCCGAGACAGGUGAAAACGUCUAUUAGCCCCCAAGACGACGGUAUCGCAUUGCCCACGACACACAGGCACAGUCGCAGGCCAUGGAAGCUCCCCUUGGUACACAUCUGAUCUCCCACACGCACCAGCCACCUGGACAGGCAGUGCACCCAUCUAAUCAGUCCCGCAUUUCGUCGCUAUCGACACAGAUAGGCGAGAAGUAGUCAGUGAUCAGUCGCUGGCCGGCCGUGGCGGGCAGCCCCUCCCGAUACAGCUCAACGCUACAGGGGCCUGUCUGCACAGCGGCGAACCCGUGAGGGCUCAGCCGCUCCUCCACGCCACACGAGCUAUCCUCGUCCAGCAUGUCGAUUGUGAAUGUGUCGUUGGUGGUGAGUGUGAUGCGCUCUAGCUUAGGCAGGGUGGUGAUGGCCUCGAUGCAGGUGUCAAACAAAUCGGUGAAGGGCGGUGGCCUGUCUGUCCACUCCUCUAAAGGGUCCUCUGGCUCAGGCUCAUAGCCAGCCGAGAAGAACACGCUAAUGCGACGGAUGCGACACUCGAUUCCACCACUACUACGUCCCUCCUGGCUGCGCCCCUCUGCCGUCCCCAACGAGGUGUCCGCCCCCUCCCCGCCCGCAUCUGCCUCGCCCACCGGCACCUCAGCCCUGCUAUCCAUACCGUCCUCACUGCUCUCGUCUUCUUCUUCUUCUUCCUCCUCCUCCUCCCCCUCCUCCUCCUCCCCAUCCCACAACGACCAACCCUCACUACCACCGAAGGGUGAGCGAAACGCCCCUUUGAUGUGCAGCAGUGGCCCCUCACUCGAGCAGUUGCGCAGAUACGACGGGAGGAAAAACCCAUCAGGCCUCUCCGGCACGAAAGCCACGUAGCGCGGCGGGCAGGCGAAGCGCACCACCCGCACCGAUGGGAGGUCGUCUAUCGUCUUGACGACGGCCUCCUCGCCCAGCUGCUGCGCCCUGCCCAGGUCGAUGGACCGCACCGAUGGGAAGACGCGGCCGAGGUUGAAGAGCAGUGGCGGUGGGAGGGGGUUGUCGGUGUCCCUGGCCGGCUGCAGGGUGAGGGUGCGGGCUGAGCUGAAGACCAGCUUGGGCAGCAGGGAGUAGAAGGCCGGGAUGAUGGUGUCCUGUGCGAGGCUGGUGGGGAAUGUCACCGAUGUGGCGAGGGAGGCUGCCAGGGUGAGGGUAGACGACGCAAAUGUGGGGCUCUCGUCGCUGUAGAUCCCGCGAAUGGGGCUGUAGGGGUCGGUGGGCGGCCAGAGGAGGGUGAAGGGGAAGUCGAAUGAGCUGCUGCUGUAGUCCUCCUUGCCGCCAGGGCUCACACAGUACUUGUGGACCUUAUUCAGCGACUGUGACACAGCAGGCAACACAUGGAUGCAUUGGGAAUGAUCACUCCCUCUUGUGUGCGUGGAUGCAUUGGUCACUCACCGAUAUGAUGCUUCGGGUGAUCCUUUUGGCCUUGAUGGUGCCCUCGAUGGCCUCCAGCGACCUUAUCGGCUCAUCAUUGUCCUCGUCAAUCCAGGCCUCCAGGUCAGGUUCGUCCGCCGUCACGGUGAAGCUCCUCACGGUCUUGACCUGCGUGGACUCGACGAGUUCCAUCGCCAAAUGCGCAUCCCACGCGAAUGGGGGCGAGAGGGUGAGGGUGUGGACACUCUCGCGAUUCGCCAGCCAGUCGCGCCCAUACCAUGUGUCGUAACCCAGGAAUUCGUUGUACUGGAGCGUCUCCUCCUCCCUGCUCAACUUGCGCAGCUCGAGGGUCUUAAGAGACCUGUGGCACACACACACAAGAGACCAGACAAGGACGGAUGGUGCGCAGGGACCUUUGGAAGGAACUGUCCUGGAUUUGCACUGCACCCACCCGAGUGUCCAGAAGCGCAGAUAUGAGGCCCACCCCCACCGCCCGCCCACUGCUACUGUCUUCAAUCGUGGGAAUGCCGCCCGCUUCUCGCCCAUGUCGAGCUCCGGAAUGUCUGUCGAGCUCCGGAAUGUCUAUCUCGUGCAUCUCUGUCGAUGUGCUGUCCACCUCCAAAUGCUCGAGGGUCUCGCUAAUGGACUCAAUCAGCCGCACCAUCCCCAUGUUCAUGUGACAACCCAGCACCGCCCGCUUGGUCUUGGCCAGCCGGGGCACCCAUGCCUCCAGCUGCUCAUCGGUGGUGUCGAUGGCGCGGUCGGCCAGGAAGGUGAUGAUGGUGUGCAUGUCGGGGUGGCGGGAGGGGGCCAGGAAGGACGAGUGGGCGCGCGAGAGGCCGCCGAUGAGGGACUCGGUGCCGACGAGGGGGCCGAGUCGGUCAAAGAGCAGCGCGUCAGGGAGGGUGAGCAGCGACGGGGCCAACGACUGAGUACAGAGCACAACACGCAGAGCACAACACAAGACGGACGUGUCCCCCGUCUGUGCAGUGCAUGUGAUCCAUCGGUGUCUGUUGCUGCUUACAUCUAGGCGUAGGUUGCGUAGCAUAGCAGUGAUCUUCUGCUGUGCGAUACCGAUGAGGAUGUCCUGUGGGCUGGGCAGGGUAUCGGCUGGGGCUAUCUUGGACAGCACGACCUUGAGCCUCUCAUAGUCCAAACACACCAUCUGCACACACCAAAGCACACAGGCAGGGAGAUGCAAAGCAGUUGGCAGCGCGCUAAGGGACGCCCCAUGUGUGUGGCCUGGUGGUCUCUCACCUUGGCUAUAUUGGGGCACAUGGCUGCGCCGAGUGUCCUCUCCUUGCUCUCCUUGAGUGUCAGCGCCUCGCUGGCCUGAUUGCACAGAGAUCCACACACACACGCCAGCGACAAGGUCAUCUAUCGCAGGCCCUCUUUCUGUGUGUGUCUCCCCGCAUCUUCCUUCCCUCACUUGUUGGUACAGAGCGUCGAGUUUCUGCGCGACGUUGAGGUAUUUGUCCCUCGCGGCCAGAAUGCCCUCCAACUACAGACCAUCACAUUCCAGACCAAGAUAGUGCAUGAAUUCGGCAUCCUAGUAGCUGUCUGGCGGCACCCCUCCUCACCUCGCUACACGUCAGGCGCCGCUUCUUCGCCGCCGACUCCAUCGCCGCCGACUCCAUCGCCGCCACCAGCAGGGCGGGGGAAGUCAAAGCGAUGAGCUAUCGGAACAUCUCCAGGCUACAGUCCUCAGGUCCAACAUUCUGAGCCAAAAUCAGAG
Vitrella brassicaformis is the source of this 3516-nucleotide messenger RNA. NCBI's taxonomy places the organism in Eukaryota, Vitrellaceae. The record is from the annotation of a GenBank genome assembly.